AGUCCGGAGCAGCCUUCGCGCAGGAGAGGUGAGUGCGCGCAGACGUCUGGUUGACUCCAUCCCGCGCUGACUGUGGACGGACUCAGCUUCCGACCCCCGACCCGACCCCCGAUCCCGACCCCGACCCGACCCCGAUCCCGACCUCGACCCGACCCCGCGCGCACGCUGCUCCAAAGGGCCACAGUGAAACGAUGGAGAAAGGCAGCGAGAUCAACGGGCACGCGGUGCCCCGCUCGGCCUCCACCGAGCAGAUCGCGGGGAAGAGCGCGUCGGGCAGCUUCGCGCAGAAGGCGGCGGCGUGUCUGAGCAAGAACCUGCUGGUGAUCAUGACGGUGUCCGGCGUGCUGGUGGGCGUCGGGCUCGGCAUGGCGGUGCGCAACAUGAACCUGACCAAGGCGCAGAUGACUUACUUCGCCUUCCCCGGCGAGAUGCUCCUCCGGAUGCUGAAGAUGAUCAUCCUGCCGCUGGUCGUCUGCAGCCUCGUCUCCGGCGCCGCCAGCCUGGACACGCGCUCGCUGGGCAAACUGGGCGGCAUCGCGGUCGCCUACUUUCUGGUGACCACGCUGAUCGCGUCGGGCAUCGGCGUGACGCUGGCGUUCAUCAUCAAGCCCGGCGUGGGCGCGGGGGGGCUGAACAGCAACAGCCUGGGGCUGGAGAGCGUCACCAGCGACAAGGAGACCGCCGACUCCUUUCUGGACCUGGCCAGAAAUUUAUUCCCAUCAAACCUGGUGGCUGCUGCUUUCCGUUCGUAUGCCACCGACUACAAGAUGGUUGCUGUGGGAAACGACACCAAUGGGACCACCCUCUAUCAAAAGGUUCCUAUUGGUACAGAAAUUGACGGCAUGAACAUCCUGGGUCUGGUUUUAUUCGCCAUGGUGUUUGGUGUGGCCCUGAAAAAGCUGGGGGAUGAGGGGGAGGAACUCAUUCGCUUCUUCAAUGCUUUCAACGAGGCUACCAUGGUGCUGGUGUCCUGGAUCAUGUGGUAUAUCCCUUUUGGCAUCAUGUUCCUGGUGGGCAGUAAGAUUGUUGAGAUGGAAGAUGUGGUUCUUCUGGUCACUAGUCUGGGAAAAUACAUCUUUGCUUCGAUCCUGGGCCACAUCAUCCACGGAGGCAUCGUCCUGCCUCUCAUCUACUUCGGCUUCACACGCAAGAACCCGUUCAGUUUCCUGUCAGGCCUCAUCACCCCCUUCACCACUGCCUUUGCCACCUGCUCCAGUUCAGCAACUCUUCCCUCUAUGAUCAAGUGUGUUGAGGAAAAUAAUGGUGUGGACAAACGCAUUAGCCGCUUCAUCCUACCCAUUGGAGCCACAGUUAACAUGGAUGGGGCAGCCAUUUUUCAGUGCAUUGCUGCCGUCUUCAUUGCUCAGCUCAACAAUUUUGAGCUGAAUGCCGGACAGAUCUUCACCAUCCUGGUGACAGCCACGGCCUCCAGUGUUGGCGCAGCAGGCAUCCCAGCGGGCGGCAUCAUCACCAUCGCCAUAAUCCUGGAGGCCAUUGGCCUGCCAACCAAUGACCUGUCCCUCAUGCUGGCUGUUGACUGGAUUGUGGAUCGCACCACCACUGUGGUGAACGUGGAGGGCGAUGCUCUGGGUGCCGGAAUCCUCCACCACAUCAACCAGAUGGAGAUGAAGAAGCAGCAGCAGCAGCAGCAGCAGCAGGACGGGGAGCUGGCGGAGGUCCGGGUGGAGGCAGUGGCCAACGCCCAGGCAGAGGGGGAGACCUCGCCACUAGUCAUGCACCAAGUCAAAGGCGCAGAGGGCCUGCCGGAAGCUAUCGAGUCUGUCUUGUGAACACAGCAAGACUUCUUUUUUCAUCUCCUGUGACCUUUUAACAAUGCUGACAUUGCUGCUGAUGGGACACAAUUCUGACUCGGUGUCCAUUGAAAAAAGCAACGACAAACAAAACAAGGUCGCUGAUGGUUUCACUUGUUAGGGGAAAAGUGCCAUAGUAACAGUAUUGACAGGCCUCGGUUUACUUGCUGCUGCUAAUUUGGAAUUUGAUCACUUUUGUUAUUGUCUCAAGAGUUUAGUUUUCAUCCAAGUAUUUGAAUGCAAAUUGGCAUCUGAAAAUCGAUAAUUUUCCUCAGUAAUUCAAUUUUCUAUUUUCAAUUUUUUAAUCUUUAUCAAACAUUUGACGUCAAACAGUGAUGGAAACACACAGUGUAAAAUAUCUCCCAUAAAUGUCAUAGUUCAUUCUGUCUCAUGCACUGUGUGAGAUGCUCAUAGCCAUAAGUUUGUAUAGAACAUCUUUGUCCUUCGUUUUAGUAUGAAAUAGGGAACUCUUUUUCCCAGGUUAACUAAUUGUCAUAAUCUAGAGAGAAGCCUUGCAAACUUCUGUUUGCCGACCAUCAGCAAACAUUGACUUGUCAAACAUGUCAAACAUUUGGACAGCAACAUGUUGACUGCAGGGUCCCUAUGACCCAGUUUGCUCAGUAUGAUGACGAUGGACGAACAUUACCAAACUUCAUUUCCCAAUUCAUAUCAGCAUUUUAUAAGGAUGUUUAGCUAAUUUUGUAAUGAGAGCGGCCUUCUUUUCCAAUUUUGCUCCUGGGGUCUGGGUCCCGAUAAUGGCUUCGGUCAGUUUGCAUGUACGCACCGAGGAGGCUGUUUGUUUUGAGUUUUGUUUGCUAUUUAGCCAGAUAAAGAAGUGUUAACAUGCAGCUGCGAGUUAGGUAGUUUAGCUAAUUUUGCUCAUGAGGUUUUUAGACUAAUACAUGAUUAGCUAACUUGAUACUUGAAUUAGCAGGAUAGUUAGAUUUAUUUUUUGGUGGGAAAAAAAACAGCUCGCUGUCAAAACCAGAUUAUGAAUUAACAAAAUUUGUUCAAUCCUGUUGAAACAGAAGAGUAGUAAAUACUUAAAUACCAUUCUUGCCCCAAUUUUUUAAGACCGCUAACAUGGCCGCCAGAGGGUGAAUUUAAGUGCCGCGGCUCUGUGUUAGCAUGUUUUUUACAUCUGCUUACUUUCUCCUAAAGAUGAUGGGGUUUUUAUUUAAUUAGUUUUUGGUUACAGGCCUGAAAUAAGAUCAGUUAACAUUUUCACAUCAAUUUUUUCUUCCUAUGAAAAAAUCCUAUUGGCUUUUUGUAGAGGGAAACCAGGGUGAUGCUAACUUCCAGUCUGCCCUAAAAAAAAGUACGUCGUCCCUGCAGCCUUCGAUUUGAAGGCGUCUUGAUGAUGUCAUGGGAUACUGUUAAAGACAGAGUCAUGGCCAGAAUUACGACUGUAAACACCCUUGAUUGACAUCAUGAAAACACUCCAGUCUUCGUUUUAUUCAAGAACACGUAUUUGACUUAUCUGUGUAGUAAUUUAAGUUCACUCAAAACUGAAAGCAUCCAAUGUUUGCACACAUACUGGACCAAAAUGAAAGAUAACGUCAUUAUUUUGUGAAUCCAUUCUGUGAUUUUAUAAGAAUUUUUCUCAGUGUCUAAGGAUCACACCAUAUGACCUCCAUUGGAACUGCAAAUUACAUGAAGAUUGCUAAUACCUGUAUUUUAAUUCUUUGUAAGACUUGAGGGGAUAGUUCAGUGCAACCUAUGCUCUGUCACAUCACAAUCCAAAAAUCCAUCCUUUAUGGUGGAUUAUUUUUGUGUACAGUCGAUACUGCUCCAAAAUAACUGGACCAAGGGAUACAAGACUCCAUUUAAGAUACAUGACUUGACCUAUGCUGUCCUCUAGUGGUGAUAGGGAUUAAUGUGAAAAUUCAGUUCAAGUAAUUUAAUUUUUUUUAAUGUGUUUAUUUGAUGUAUUGUUAUUCAUAGGGAGAAACUAGAGAUAAGACCACUUCAUUCCUUUGUCUCGUGAUGGCAUACCGUAUGUGAAGGUGAAGACCAUUAAGAGGUAAAGGAUCUAUAUGUCUGUGAAAUGAAUUUCAUUCAUGUUGCUGUCACUGUGUUUCGCUCAUUAUGACGUGGUGAUGCUGCUUUAGUUUUGGAUCAUGGUGUGUAUGUUGAAAUUGUCUGCUUUAAAGGUGAAGUAAACCCGUAUGUCUAACAGUUUCUUAUUCAACUUCAUCAUUUAAGAUUUGACACUUUUCUAAGCUAACAACUGCUCCAUUAACCUAAAACUGAUUUUUUUAUGCUGAUGUUUUGUUGAGUUGAUCUGGUACAAUCACAUGUAAUUACGUGCAAUGUGGUGUACCUUAUAUAUUUGAUAUUAAUUUAUUGCAAUUGUUCUAACUUCUUGUACUACUUGAAUUAUGAUCUUGUAACACUUCAUGUCAAAAUGUGUUUUGAUGAUACAUUUUAAAAUUAAUUCUACUGCCAGUGAUCCUGAUAACCACUUGUUAGAAAUGUACUUACAUUUUUUUUUUCUUUUCACGAAUACCUUGCCUGUGCCAUGUCACUGUCUAACACUUUACUGCUGUCUCUUUGGUCCUGCUGUGUGUCAACAUUAAAGCUGAUACAGUAACAAUUUCCAUGCAACCAAAA
Scophthalmus maximus (turbot) is the source of this 4424-nucleotide messenger RNA. It is a transcript of the gene slc1a4, whose product is annotated as solute carrier family 1 member 4. Gene Ontology annotation, biological process: L-glutamate transmembrane transport; L-serine transport. Gene Ontology annotation, cellular component: plasma membrane. The transcript is spliced from 8 exons. Gene Ontology annotation, molecular function: symporter activity; L-aspartate transmembrane transporter activity; L-serine transmembrane transporter activity. Bases 192 to 1790 code for a protein of 532 amino acids. NCBI's taxonomy places the organism in Eukaryota, Metazoa, Chordata, Actinopteri, Pleuronectiformes, Scophthalmidae. The record is from RefSeq and is a predicted model, not a curated record.